Leptonychotes weddellii (Weddell seal) is the source of this 1748-nucleotide messenger RNA. Lineage: Eukaryota; Metazoa; Chordata; Mammalia; Carnivora; Phocidae. The record is from RefSeq and is a predicted model, not a curated record.
AUGGCGGCCAUGCCGAGCAAACACUGUAUGGGGAGAGCCAAAAGCAGGGAGACCAGCCAGGAGGCUAUUGCUGUCAUUCAGGUGAUGGGCCAUGGCAGGUUCGAACCCAAAGUAGUAAUCAAGAUGGAUAGGAAAAACCUGUUGGAGACCCGACUGCACAUCACUGGCAGAGAACUGAGGUCGAAAAUUGCUGAAACCUUUGGAUUUCAAGAAAAUUAUAUCAAAAUUGUCAUAAACAAGAAACAGCUUCAACUAGGGAAAACCCUUGAAGAACAAGGAGUGAUGCACAAUGUGAAAGCUAUGGUGCUUGAACUAAAACAGUCUGAAGAGGAUGUGAGGAAACACUUCCAGGUUGAAGAAGAAGAGCAAAAUGAGGCCGAACUAAAAGAAAAAAGAAUUCAGAGGACCAAGAGAGGCCUGGAGAUACUGGCGGAGAGAGCUGAGAUGGUGGUGGAUCCAGAAACCACACCAUAUUUAGACAUAGCUAACCAGACAGGCAGAUCGAUCAGAAUUCCUCCUUCAGAAAGAAAGGCCCUUAUGUUAGCUAUGGGAUAUCAUGAGAAGGGCAGAGCUUUCCUGAAAAGAAAAGAAUAUGGAAUAGCCUUGCCGUGUCUGUUGGAUGCUGACAAAUAUUUCUGUGCGUGCUGCAGGGAGCUGCUGGACACGGUAGAUAACUACGCGGUGCUCCAGCUGGAUAUUGUGUGGUGCUACUUCCGCUUGGAACAACUGGAGUGCCUCGACGAUGCAGAAAAAAAAUUAAACUUGGCUCAGAAAUGCUUUAAGAAUUGUUACGGAGAAAACCAUCAGAGACUGGUCCACAUAAAAGGGAACUGUGGGAAAGAGAAGGUAUUGUUUUUAAGACUUUACUUGCUUCAAGGUAUCCGAAAUUAUCACAGUGGAAAUGGCGAAGAGGCUCGUGACUGUCUCAACAAGGCACUUCAACUCUUUAAAGAGCUAUAUAUUGAUCCAUCAAAAGUUCACAAUCUGUUGCAGUUGGGGUUUACUGCCCAGGAGGCCCGGCUUGGCCUGAGGGCAUGUGACGGGAACGUGGACCACGCGGCGGCCCACAUUACCAACCGCAGAGAGGAAUUGGCCCAAAUAAGGAAAGAGGAAAAAGAGAAGAAAAGACGCCGGCUGGAGAACAUCAACUCUUUGAAAGGAAUGGGCUACUCUGCUCACGCGGCCAAGCAGGCCCUGCAUCAGGCCAGUGGGAACCUGGAUGAAGCCCUGAAGAUUCUUCUUAGUAAUCCUCAGAUGUGGUGGUUAAAUGAUUCGGAUCCUGAAACCAACAACCAUCAAGAAGGUCCUUCCCAGGAAAACAUUGACCAGCUGGUGUACAUGGGCUUCGAUGCGGUGGCAGCCAGCGCUGCCCUGAGAGUGUUCAGGGGAAAUGUGCAGCUGGCCGCUCAGACCCUGGCCCACAACGGGGGGAGUCUUCCUCCUGACCUGCAGCUCGCGGCGGAAGACGCUUCCUCAACGCCAUCCACAUCUCCUUCCGAUUCCGCAGGUACCUCUAGUGCCUCAACAGAUGAAGAUACGGAGACAGAAGCCGUCAAUGAAAUAUUGGAAGAUAUUCCAGAACACGAAGAAGAUUAUCUUGACUCCACUCUGGAAGAUGAAGAAAUUAUUAUUGCAGAGUACUUAUCCUAUGUAGAAAACAUAAAGUCAGCAACAAAGAAAAACUGAAUAAUGAGCAGAAAUAAGUACUGAGUUUCUGCUUAUAAAUUCUAUCAUUAUGAAAAGUCGAA